Micromonas pusilla CCMP1545 is the source of this 2595-nucleotide messenger RNA. RefSeq lists its product as uncharacterized. The record is from RefSeq and is a predicted model, not a curated record. Lineage: Eukaryota; Viridiplantae; Chlorophyta; Mamiellophyceae; Mamiellales; Mamiellaceae. Gene Ontology annotation, biological process: protein import into nucleus. Bases 1 to 2595 code for a protein of 864 amino acids. Gene Ontology annotation, cellular component: cytoplasm; nucleus. The transcript has a single exon. Gene Ontology annotation, molecular function: small GTPase binding; nuclear import signal receptor activity.
AUGGCGACGCCACCCUUCGCGGCCGCGCUCGCGGCGCUGGCGUCGCCUCACUCCACCCCGGAGACACGCGCGGACGCGGAGCGCGUCGUCACCGCGGCGACGGAGGACCCCGGCGUCGUCCUCGCGCUCGCCGCCGCGCUCGCCGCCGCCGAGGCGAGUCCCGCGGAGCGGCACCUCGCGGCGGUGCUCCUGUCCACCGCGGCGGGGAAGCACUGGCGCGCGCUGGACGAGGACGCGCGAUCGCGCGUGCGUCGCGGCGUCCUCGCCGCGCUCGCGUCGACGGAGAGCCCCGCAGAGCUCAGAGCGCUCGCGCACGCCGCGGACGUCGUCGCGCAGGCGUCCGCGGGCGGCUGGACCGAACUCCUCCCCGCGCUCGCGGACGCGUCGUCGUCCGCGGUGGACGCGCACCGCGAGGCGACGAUCGUCCUCCUGGGGAACCUCGUCGAGAGCAUGGGCGCGCAUCUGCACGAGCAUCACGCCGCGCUGGCGUCGAGGUUCGCGCGCGCGGCGAGCGGAGAUCCGUGCCGCCGCGUGCGAGACGCCGCCGUCGCCGCGUGCGCGCAGCUGGCGACCGCGCUGACGGAGCGAGGGGACUUUCCGCUCCUCGCGUCCAUCGCGCCGUCGAUCGUGGCGUGCUUGAUCGACGCCGCGAGGAACCAGGUCGCGGCGAAGGACGACGACGCGCUCGCGGCGGCGUUGAACGCGCUCGCGUCGGUCACGUCGUCGUGCUCCGUCGACGCGAUUUUCGGCGACGACGCCGCGUUGGCGACGCCGGCGGCGGAGAUCGCGCUCGCGGUCGCCGCGGACGCGACGCGGCGCGACGGCGCCGCGAGAGGCCCCGCGUUCGAGGUCCUGAGCGCGCUCGCGAUGAAACACGGGGAGCUGAUCGAUCGGACGGACGGAGCCGGAGCCGGUGCCGGAUCGAUCGCCGCGCGGAUCCUCGCGUUUCUCGUCGCCGACGCCGGCUCCGCGGACGCGCGCGCGACGCUCAGACAGUUCGCGCUGCAUCUCCCCCCGGCGACGGUGCUUCCGGUCGUCGUGGCGCCGCUUCUCGCCGCGAGCGACUCCGGCGCGGUCCCGACGCCCGGGCAACUCGCCGCGCUGGCGGCGGCGGCGGAGGGGUGCGCGUGCGACGUCGCCGAGGACGACGUCAUGCCGCGCGCGUUGGACGCGCUGAGCGCAGGAAUGACGUCCGGGGACGCGCGCACGAUGACCGCCGCGGCGGAGGCGUUCGCGGAGAUGGCCGAGCACGCCGGGCACGCGAUGACGUCGUUGCACGAGACGCGCGUGGGAGCGCUGUUCGUCGACGCGAUCCGCCGCGCGGUCGCCGCGGAGAGCGCGAGCGCGUCGGAGGGCGGCGGCGGCGGCGGCGGCGGCGAGACGGAGGCGGAGGCGUUCGCGCGCGCGGCGCACGACGCCGCGGCGAGUCUGUGCGACAACUACUCGAACGAGGAGCUCGCGCCGUUUCUCGAGCCGCUCGUGAGCGCGCUCGUGACCGGCGCGACGAACGUCGGCGCGUGCGCGAUGGCGAGAGCGCGGUGCCUCGCGUCGCUCGCGUGCGUCGCCCGAGCGGCGGCGUUUGAUUUUGAGCCGUUCGCGCCCGGGACGUUGCGCGCGCUCGCGUCGCUCGCCGGCGCGGAGGCUUCCGGCGGCGCGCCCGUGGACUCGCUGAAACGCCUCGCCGUCGUCGAGGGCGCCGCCGCGGUCAGAGCGAGAGCGCUCGCGGCGAUGGCGACGAUCGUCGCCGCGGUCGGCGAAGACGCCGCGCCCGCCGGCGCCGUCGACGCGUUGUUGGACGCCGCGACGAAGGGCGUCUCCGACCAGGGCGGCGACGACGCCUCGUCCACGAUGCGCGAGUGCUCGCUUCGGUGCUUCGGGCGGCUCGCGGUGGUGUUGGAGGGGAGGCUAUCGCCGUGGCUCCCCGGCGCGACGCGCGCGGCGGCGAACGCUCUGGUCGCGGCGAGAGCGAACGCGAGCGUCGGCGGCGGGAGGCACGGACGCGCCGCGGUCACGACGGGCGGCGUCACGGAAGCGCAAGCCGCUGCGGAGACGUUGGGCGCGUUCGUGAACUCGUGCGGCGCGAGCGUGGUGCCUUUGAUGCCGUCGAUUCUCUCCGCGCUCGCGUCCGCGGUCGAGCCGACGAACGCGGCAGCUUUGCGAACCGCGGCGGCGCGCGCGUUUGAGUUUUCGCUGCACCCGUUCGACGCCGAGGACCCGGAGGCGGGUCCGACGCGAGAGACCGUCGCCGCGGCGAUGCCGUUCGCGCGCGACGCGCUCGCGCUUCUUUCGCGCGUCGUGACCGAGGAGGAGGAGCCCGAGGUGGCGCUCGCGGCGGCGACGUCGCUCGAGACCGUGAUCGAGCGCGUCAAACGGUUGGCGGCGGUGUCCCCGGAGGCGGCGGCGGCGGCGACCGACGCCGCGACGGGCGCGCGGGCGGCGGCGCAGGCUGUUCUCGAUGGCGCGACCGCGUGCCAGGCCGAGCUCGAGGAGGGCGGCGGAGGGGGGCACGAGGGAGGGGACGGCGAGGACACGGGGACGGUGUUCAUGGAUUUAGAAGACGAAGCGCGGCGGAUCGUGAAGCUGUGCGAGAAAUGA